AUGGAGCAGGAGGGGGAGGAAGAGGAGGAUGAGGAAGAGAAGACUAUGCAGGAGGAGGAGGAGGAGGAGGAGGAGGAGGAACAGGUGCUCGAGCCGUGUCCCCUGACGGAGGAGAACAUGAAGGAGGGCCUCUCUCUGCUGUGUAAAACUGGCAAUGGCCUGGCUCAUGCCUAUGUGAAGUUUGAAGCGAAGGAGAAGCACUUGACGGACAUCAGCCUCCUUCAGCGCUACAUYCACCUGCGGUACGUGAACUUGUCGGAGAACAAGCUGCGGGACUUGUCUCCGCUGAGCAGCCUAACGCACCUGCUUUGGCUGAAGGUGGAUGGAAAUCUGCUUACGAGUGCCUGCAUGCAGGAGCUGCCCUACCUUCAGAUCAUCAGCUUUGCUCACAACCGCAUCAAGGAUAUGGAGGGCAUUACUCACCCCCGCUUAGCCAACCUCAGCCUUAAAGGAAAUAAAAUCAAGGCAGCGCUGGGCCUGAGUCAAGGACAGUUGUUCAGCCUGCAUAUCUUGGAACUGCGAGGAAACAAGCUGGAGAGCACAGCAGGGCUAAACCUUCCCAAGCUCAAGACACUGUAUCUGGCCCAGAAUGUCAUUAGAAGCCUUGAAGGCCUCGAGGGCCUAGGACAGCUCACAACUCUGCACCUGCGUGACAACCAGCUUGAAACCCUGGACGGCUUCUGUAGUACCAUGAAGUGCCUGCAGUACCUCAACCUGCGGAGCAAUGCGAUCAGUAACCUUCAGGAGGUGGCAAAACUACAGGUGCUCCCCAUGCUGCGGGCACUGGUGCUGUUGGACAACCCAUGCUCUGAUGAGGCUGAUUACCGGGUGGAGGUCCUGGUCAUGCUGCCCCACUUGGAGCGCCUGGACAAAGACUUCUUUGAGGAGGAUGAGCGGACAGAGGCAAACAAAAUCCGUCAGCAAAGGCAGGAAGAAGAACAGGAAAUGGAGGAAUUUGCUGAAGAUGAUGUGACUGAGUGAUCCUGGCUUUUCCUACUUGUUCCUCGAGCCCUUCAUGAUAUGGAGAUGUCCUUGCACUACUGGCAUAUGUGGCAGGGAAAGCAAGAGCUCCAGGUGGCUGCAUGUGCCAGGAGAAAAGGGGAGGAUUAGGCACCCCGGUCCUGGAGACUGCCCUGAGGAACUGCAGGGCUCGUGCGUUCACUGCGCACACACACUACUCUCAGUAAGGCCCUGAGGCAAAAGCAAGAGUUGUA
Messenger RNA from Nothoprocta perdicaria, 1214 nucleotides. RefSeq names its product leucine rich repeat containing 23 (gene LRRC23). The coding region runs from base 1 to 981 and encodes 326 amino acids. Gene Ontology annotation, molecular function: protein binding. The record is from RefSeq and is a predicted model, not a curated record. The transcript has 7 exons. NCBI's taxonomy places the organism in Eukaryota, Metazoa, Chordata, Aves, Tinamiformes, Tinamidae.